Messenger RNA from Prunus armeniaca (apricot), 363 nucleotides. The record is from the annotation of a GenBank genome assembly. NCBI's taxonomy places the organism in Eukaryota, Viridiplantae, Streptophyta, Magnoliopsida, Rosales, Rosaceae.
AUGGGUUUCCAGGACAUUGUUGGGGGAAGGUUGGGAUGUCAAUAUGAGAAGCUAACCAAAAGGAAUGAAAAGGUGGGAAGGCCUGGAAGGCAUUGGGUGAAGAAAAUUAAUGGAAGACUGAAGGGUCUGCGGUUAUCGCGCUCCCGGAAGCUUACUUUGAAGAUUUUUUCUUCAGUUGUAUGGCCAAGCAGGUUUGCAAGGAUAUGCGGUGACAUUGUGAACAGAAUGAAAGCUGAUGGAGCAUAUCCCAGUAUUAUCUUCUCCACUCAAUGGGGGCUUCCAGUUCUGUCUCAUUCAUCUGUCAGGGGCUGCAGCAUCAAAUGCACUCCCAAUAUUGUACCAAUUAGGAACUGUAUCGAAUAG